AUGGAGAGGAGAGUGAACAGAAGCAGAAAGGGUGGCAGGAAAGGGAAAAACAAGAGUGAAGUCGAACAUGGUGAAAAGAGAAAGAAGGAAGGUGGUGCUGAGACGAAGAAUUCAGAUAUAGCCAUUGAUGGAUUUAGAUUUCUGGGUAGAGAAGGACGUAACGAAGGUCCGAGACUCCUGGACCAACGGAAUGCAGUUGGAAAGCCCUAG
Messenger RNA from Dovyalis caffra, 210 nucleotides. NCBI's taxonomy places the organism in Eukaryota, Viridiplantae, Streptophyta, Magnoliopsida, Malpighiales, Salicaceae. The record is from the annotation of a GenBank genome assembly.